This is a messenger RNA of Cynoglossus semilaevis (tongue sole), 1323 nucleotides long. RefSeq names its product inositol monophosphatase 1-like. Lineage: Eukaryota; Metazoa; Chordata; Actinopteri; Pleuronectiformes; Cynoglossidae. The transcript has 10 exons. The record is from RefSeq and is a predicted model, not a curated record. Gene Ontology annotation, biological process: inositol metabolic process; phosphatidylinositol phosphate biosynthetic process; signal transduction. Bases 342 to 1205 code for a protein of 287 amino acids. Gene Ontology annotation, molecular function: inositol monophosphate 1-phosphatase activity.
GGUGGGUGGAGCUGUGGGAGCUGUGGUGGUGUGGGAACCUGUACCUCCUCCCAGAGGGCAGGAGGCUGAACAGAUUGUGUGCUGGGGGGCUUGUAUCACUCACAAUUGUGAUAGCUUUUCGGGUGAGGCGGGUAGUGUAUAUGUCUUGCUGGGAGGGGAGUGGUGCACCAGUGAUCUUCCUGUCUGUGUUCACUAUGCGCUGCAGGGCUCUCCUGUUGUAGUCGGUGCAGCUUCCGUAGCCACCAACCCGGAAGUAAACGGAGCGGCAGCAAAACGAGAUAAAAAGAGAAGAGUUGAGCCCAAAAAGCAAAGAAUAAACCCUAAAGAAUAAACCCUCCAUUAUGGCAGAGCAGUGGCAGGAUGUGUUGGAUCAUGCUGUGGCUGUGGCCCAAAAAGCAGGAAAGGUGGUACGUGAAGCACUGCAGAGUGACAGAAAAGUGAGUACGAAAAGUUCAUCGAUUGAUUUGGUGACACAAACUGACCAGAAGGUGGAGCAGCUCAUUAUUCAAUCAGUGAAGGAGACAUUUCCUGCCCACAGGUUCAUAGGGGAGGAGUCUGUUGCAGCAGGUGAACCAUGUGACCUGACAGACGAACCCACCUGGAUCAUUGACCCCAUAGAUGGCACCACCAACUUCGUUCACACUUUUCCCUUUGUUGCAGUUUCCAUUGGCUUUCUUGUUAAUAAGCAGGUGGAAGUGGGCGUGGUCUACAGCUGUCUUGAAGAUAAGAUGUUUGUGGCACGCCGUGGUAAAGGAGCAUUCUGUAAUGGAAAACAGCUUCGAGUUUCUGAUCAGAAAGACAUCCACUGCUCCAUCGUGGCCACAGAGUUUGGCUCUAACAGAGAUGGGGGUGCUGUAGAGAAAAUCUUUUCAAGUUUGAGAAAAGUGGUUUGCCUUCCUGUCCAUGGGGUCCGCGGUGCAGGAUCUGCAGCCAUCAACCUGUGUCUGGUGGCGUCAGGCUGCGUUGAAGCCUACUAUGAGAUUGGAGUUCACGUGUGGGACGUGGCUGCUGGCGCUUUGAUGGUGACGGAGGCAGGUGGAGUCCUGAUGGACGUAGAGGGUGGUGCCUUGGACAUGAUGUCGCGCAGAAUCCUCGCUGCUAACAACCGACACAUUGCAGAGCAAAUUGUUGGACAGAUCCAGGCUUUUACGCCCCAAAGGGAUGACGCUCCGCCUCAACAACACAGACGCUUUUAUCCAAAGUGACUUACAACAGGAGAAUUAACAAUCAAGCUACGAAGAGCAACUUUUAAAAAGAGACUGCUAUUCAGUAAAGUGGGAUAUCCUAACUUGGGUGGAGAUCAGUGCAGAACAAGAGGGGAAG